Drosophila eugracilis is the source of this 2291-nucleotide messenger RNA. Its product is annotated as cleft lip and palate transmembrane protein 1 homolog. The transcript is spliced from 2 exons. Lineage: Eukaryota; Metazoa; Arthropoda; Insecta; Diptera; Drosophilidae. Gene Ontology annotation, cellular component: membrane; endomembrane system. Bases 124 to 2061 code for a protein of 645 amino acids. The record is from RefSeq and is a predicted model, not a curated record.
UGGACGGGAAUUUUCUUGACAGAGCUGUUUUAACAUCUGGUAACACUGGUUCGAGCGACUGAGUAAAGUUGUGUGGAAUAAAGGGGAAAAAGGAAAAACGUGGACUACCCUUAAGAACAUAUAAUGUCGAAAGCAGGCGAAGGUCAGCCCGCUGCGGAGGGAACGGUGGCUGCUGGCAACGGGAACGCUGAGCUGGCCCAAAAUGAAGGCCAGAACCAGGACCAGCCGCAGCAACCACCCCAAAAUCAGCCCACCCGCAUGGAGUCAUUUUUUGCGAUGACCAAGUCUCUAAUUCUUCGCGCCCUGAUCAUUUACUUCGUGAGCUCCUUCUUCCGGCGGCCUGCUCCCGAUGCCGCUACACAAGAUAAAAGUGCCGCCAAUGCCGGCCCCAAAAUCACAGCCUGGAAUUACUUUGAGAACGGCACGGACUUUGACCUACACGUGUGGCUAUCGGAGCACCCUGACGUGGUGAACUUUCAGCAGAAAGCGAAUCUUCUUUGGCUGCAGGAGGACCUGACCUAUGGGGACUGGUCCUCGGGCGCUAAUAGAGAUGGCAUUUAUACACAUAGCCUUAAGCUUAAGACCAGCCAGCAUCUAAUGAACAACGGUAGUGUGUACCUGCAUGCUUUUGUUACACGCACCGGCAUGAGUCCCGAUCCCAAUUCCCCGAAUUACGCCACCAAUGGGCACAUGGGACACCAGCAGCAUCAACUGAACAAGUUCAAGAAGCUGCGUGUGAACCGCAAUUAUAAUCUGCUGGCCAGCGAGAAAGAGAAACUGGAACACGAGCUGAAGCAUGCGAAUCUCAAAGACACUGUAGUGUCGCAUUGGCAUCCCAAUCUCACGGUCAACCUGGUGGUGGAUCAAACAAAUUGGGCGCAGGGUUCUGUACCUGCGCCUCUCGACGAGUACGUAAAGUUUGUGGACGGUGGAAAAACGUAUCUGCCCAUCGUGUUCGUCAACGACUACUGGAACUUGCAGCGGGAGUACCAACCCAUCAACGAAACCACUCCUGAACUCGAGCUUCAUUUGACCUUCCAGCCUCUGGGCAUGUUCAAGUGGCAGCUGUAUGCAGCCAAACAGAUGAAGAACAAGUGGGCUGGCAAUAUGCUGGGAGAGCUGAUGGCCGCCAGUCAGCCGGAGGAGAGCGACGAGGAUCAGGACUCUCUGAAGGAAACCCUGCUUGAUACCAAUAUUUAUCUGCUGGGCAUCACCGUUGCUGUUUCCAUCCUGCACUCGGUGUUCGAACUACUGGCUUUUAAGAACGACAUCCAGUUCUGGAAUAACCGCAAGUCACUAGAAGGACUGUCUGUGCGAUCCGUGUUUUUCGGUGUCUUCCAAUCGCUGAUUAUCUUGCUGUACGUGCUGGACAACGAGACCAACUUCAUGAUUCGUAUCUCGUGCGUCGUAGGCCUCGGCAUCGAAGUGUGGAAGAUUCACAAGGUGGUCGAUAUUAACUACGACCACGAUCAAAAGAUUCUGGGCGUGCUGCCGCGAAUCAGUUUCCAAGACAAGGGCUCCUACUCGGAGAGUUCCACCAAAGACUACGACAAGUUGGCCUUUAAAUACCUGGGAUGGGCCUGCUUCCCGCUACUGGUGGCCUAUUUUGUCUACUCCCUAAUCUACAACGAGCACAAGGGCUGGUACUCCUUUGUGCUGAACAUGCUAUACGGCUACCUGCUGACUUUUGGCUUCAUCCUGAUGACGCCGCAGCUGUUUAUCAACUACAAGCUUAAGUCGGUGGCUCAUAUGCCUUGGCGCAUGAUGACCUACAAGUUCCUUAACACCUUUAUCGACGACAUCUUCGCGUUUGUCAUUAAGAUGCCCACAAUGUACCGGCUCGGCUGCUUCCGCGACGACAUCAUAUUCUUCGUGUUCCUCUACCAGCGCUGGCAGUACCGUGUGGAUCUGAAGCGUGUGAAUGAGUUCGGCUUCUCCGGGGAGAUGGAGCAACAGCACGCCGCCAAGAAGCUGGAAGGCCAGACACCAAACGGAGCUAUAGAAGCUGCCGAGACAGCGCCAGCAACCAAAAAGACAGCUACACAAAAGAAGCAGGACUAGGAGUUCCCCUGCAGCCACAGUAUGCACUAGCAUUAGAAGACGCAAUACCCAUAUACUCCACCCCCAAUAUGUAUGUAAUCACUCUCCAGUAUACAUAGUCAAGUAACCCCGAUAGCAUCAUUCUUAGGGCUAAUUGUAUGUACGUAUGUUUGUGUUUUGUUUUACGUGCCCUCCACGCUUCUCCUCGCAGCGCUGGAAGAUCAAAUAAAUUAAGUGUGAGAUGAUCCAUA